This is a messenger RNA of Scophthalmus maximus (turbot), 4752 nucleotides long. It is a transcript of the gene atp10b, whose product is annotated as ATPase phospholipid transporting 10B. Lineage: Eukaryota; Metazoa; Chordata; Actinopteri; Pleuronectiformes; Scophthalmidae. Gene Ontology annotation, molecular function: ATP binding; magnesium ion binding; ATP hydrolysis activity. Bases 153 to 4058 code for a protein of 1301 amino acids. Gene Ontology annotation, cellular component: plasma membrane. The record is from RefSeq and is a predicted model, not a curated record. Gene Ontology annotation, biological process: phospholipid translocation. The transcript is spliced from 21 exons.
AACUUGACAUUAGGCCUUUCACACUUGUACAGAGAAUCCCUGAAGAAGAGGAUGGGCCUGAGAAGAGCUUCUUUAACUCUAGCUCUGACUGUCGAGAGGAUGGGAAGGAAAAUUUGGUGAGAGGACGAAAAAGGGAAACAGACAGAGCAGCCAUGACGUGGAGGAGCCCACUGGCUGUGGUCAGGGAUGCUCUGAGCGGUCAGAGGGCGAGGGAGAAGGACCUCCGCAACUUGGUGUCUAAUCUACCGUACGAGGGACUAGACAGGGCGAAGCAACCUAACCGCUACUUCCCGGGCAAUGCCAUCAAGACCACCAAAUACACCGUCCUCCUCUUCAUCCCCAUGAACCUCUUUGAACAGUUUCACCGUCUGGCCAACAUCUACUUCGUGGGCCUGGCUAUUCUGAACUUUGUCCCCGUGGUGAAUGCGUUCCAGCCCGAAGUAGCUCUAAUCCCCAUCUGUGUCAUCCUGUCACUGACGGCCUUGAAGGACGCCUGGGAGGACUUCAGGAGGUACCAAUCAGACAGGAAGCUCAACAACACGCCGUGCUUCAUCUACAGCAGGAGAGAGAAACAGUUUAUGGAGAGGCGUUGGAAGGAUGUACGAGUGGGGGAUUUUGUGAAAGUUGUUUGCAAUGAGAUCGUCCCAGCAGACCUCCUGCUCCUGCACACGUCGGACCCCGCCAGUGUUUGUCACAUAGAGACGGCCAACCUGGACGGAGAGACCAACCUGAAGCAGAGGAGGGUGGUGCCCAGCCUCUGCAUCUCAGAUCCUGAGUUGGAACCUGAAAGCUUCAACAGCAUCGUAGUGUGUGAGAAGCCCGACGACAAUCUGAAUCAUUUUAAGUGUUAUGUAGAGAAACCUGAUAAGGAGAAGGUGGGAGCUGGAAUCGAGAGUCUGCUGCUCCGAGGCUGCACAGUGAGAAACACGGACCAUGCUGUUGGCUUUGUGGUAUAUGCAGGCCAUGAAACCAAGUCCAUGCUCAACAACCACGGGCCGCGGUACAAGCGCAGCAAACUAGAGCGCAGGCUCAACACGGACGUCAUCUUCUGCGUCAUUCUCCUCUUCGUCAUGUGUCUCGUCGGGGCAGUAGGUCACUUCGUAUGGCUGCAGUCGCUGCCCAGUGUUCCCCCUUACCUGGUCCCCCACAGCGCUGGUCUCCUGGACAGUCCUGGUCUGUCCGGCUUCUACAUGUUCUUCACCCUGAUCAUCCUGCUGCAGGUCCUGAUUCCUAUCUCCCUGUACGUGUCCAUUGAGCUGGUGAAGAUCGGUCAGAUCUUCUUCAUCACUAAUGACAUUGACCUGUACGACGAGGAGACAGACAGCAGUAUGCAGUGCAAAGCCCUGAACAUCACAGAGGACCUGGGACAGAUAGAAUACAUCUUCUCAGACAAGACUGGCACCCUCACUGAAAAUAAGAUGGUGUUUCGGCGAUGCUCCAUUAUGGGCACCGAGUACCCACACAAAGAGAAUGCCAUUCGCCUUACUGUCCUUGAUGAACACGAGUCAGAAGAGGAGGUCAUCUUCAACCAGCGGCCACUACCCCCACGGGCUGGAUGGACCCUGGAUCCUGAGGACACCAACCCUGAACGCAAACAACAUCAGCCUGGCAGCCAGCGCAAGAGCAAGGUCUCAGGAAAUGCCCAGAGAGACGCGGCCUUCAGUAGUCCGCUGGAAACUGAGGUGAUUCCAGACAGGAAGCUGCUUCAGCAGAUUAGUGGGGCAGAGUGCGGCGGUUGGCAGAUAGACCCCUACCUGGACUUUUUUCUGGCUCUCGCCAUUUGCAACACUGUGGUGGUUUCCAUGGCAACAGCUCAGAGACAGAGGGUGAAUUGGCUUUCACACUCCAGUCAGAGAAAUACCCCCCUGGAUACGUUGUCCAACCUGGUGAAAAGGGCUGGCUCUUUUCGCCAUAUUUUCACCUCCUGGCAGCACACACCGAAGCAAAGUCGCACCCUCUCAGAGGACUCCGUUAUAGAGGAGGACCACUUUAAUCCUCCUGUAAAAACUGAGGGGGCUGGAGACACCAAUGGGCUCCAAACGUGUUCGCUCCAGACUCCAUCCCAAUGCGACAAGCCUGCAGCAACCUCAAAUAAGCUCAGCUAUGAGGCAGAGAGUCCAGACGAGGCCGCCUUGGUGUACGCAGCCAAGGCAUAUGGCUUCACUCUGCUGGCCCGCACCCAUGACAGUGUGACGGUGAGGCUCCCGUCUGGGCAGGACCUGGAGUUUGAGGUGCUGGACACCUUAGCCUUUGACUCCAACAGAAAGAGAAUGUCUAUUUUGGUGCGACACCCAAUCACCAGAGAGUGUGUGCUGUACACCAAAGGUGCGGACUAUGCCAUCAUGGAGCUGCUCGGUACACCAUAUGCAGAGCACUUCAGUGGGAGUCAGAAGAAUAUAGCAUCUGAUACUCAGCAUCACCUCGACUGCUAUGCUAAAGAGGGCCUACGUACACUUUGCAUUACAAAGAAGGUUGUUUGUGACGAAGCGUAUGAGAGCUGGUCAGUGAACAGACAGAGAGCUCUCGCUGCUAUGGAGAACAGAGAGGAGCUCAUCAUGGAAACUGCUGUGCAGCUGGAGACAAAUCUCUCCCUGCUGGGGGCGACGGGUGUCGAGGACCGUCUCCAGGAGAGUGUCCCAGACACGAUUGUGGCACUGCGGGAGGCAGGGAUCCAGGUGUGGGUGCUGACUGGUGACAAGCCCGAGACAGCUGUCAACAUCGGCUAUGCCUGCAGGCUACUGGAGGAGGAAGACCUGGUGAUUAACAUGAGCUGCAACAACAAGCGCACUUGUACCUCCAUCCUGGACUGCACUCUGGAGGAGGUGAGGCGGUACAACGAGGACCCUCGUAACGUGGAUACAACCCCAGACAUCUCCCUGGUGAUAGAUGGACGCACCCUGACAAUGGCCCUGGCCUCAGACCUGCAGGACCGCUUCGUGGACCUGGCGAAGCGCUGCCGCUCUGUGCUCUGCUGCAGAGUCACACCCUUGCAGAAGAGCUGGGUAGUGAAGGUGGUGCGGGAGAAACUCAAGGUUAUGACCCUUGCUGUCGGUGAUGGUGCAAAUGAUGUCAACAUGAUCCAAGCAGCUGAUAUCGGCAUUGGGAUAUCAGGCCAGGAGGGCAUGCAGGCGGUGAUGGCAAGUGAUUUCGCCAUAUCUCACUUCAAACACCUGAAAAGACUUCUCCUGGUUCACGGACACUGGUGCCACACACGACUUGCCAACAUGAUCAUUUACUUCUUCUAUAAGAAUGUGGCCUAUGUGAACCUGCUGUUCUGGUACCAGUUCUUCUGCGGCUUCUCCGGCACCGCCAUGAUCGACUACUGGCUGAUGAUUUUCUUCAACCUCUUCUUCACCUCUGUGCCGCCCAUCAUGUUCGGGAUAAUGGACAAGGACGUCUCUGCAGAGAUGCUGAUGGGUGUUCCUGAACUCUACAGGACCGGACAGGGUGCAGGGGAAUACACGUUUUCAACGUUCUGGGUUUCCAUACUCGAUGCCUUCUAUCAGAGUCUGGUGUGCUUCUUUGUUCCAUACUUGGCUUACCAGGAUUCGGACAUUGAUGUUUUUACCUUUGGAACUCCUUUGAACACAAUUUCUCUAUUUACCAUCCUGCUGCAUCUGUCAAUAGAGAUCAAAGCCUGGACGUUGGUUCAUUGGGUAAUCAUGCUGGGCAGUGUGGCGUUGUACUUCAUCGUGACGCUGGCCUACAGCGCCAUCUGCGUCACCUGUAACCCUCCAUCCAACCCGUACUGGAUCCUCCAGAGCCAGAUGGCCGACCCCAUGUUCUACCUCAUCUGCAUCAUCACCACUGUGGUGGCUCUGCUGCCCAGGUACAUGUUUCACGUGCUGAGGAACUCUAUCUCCCCCUCCCCGCUCAUGCAAGCCAGGCAUCUGGACCGGCUGGUCCCCUCCUCAAGAGACCAGUGGAUCAAGGAGUGGAGGACCUUCAGGGGCGGAGGGCAUGUCAAACGCUCCGGGCUGUCUACCCCAACCUCUCCCACCCUGGACACCCCUGUGGACAUUUAUCCCCAGUCUCCCACCGCCUCUGAUAUCACAUAGGAUUAAUUUGCACUGAAUGUCACCACAAACUAUCAGAGGCCUUUGCACACAAGAAACAAAGAUUUGCUGGCAACUUUAAGGUUCAGCAGGAGUACAAGGAUGAUUAUUUAUUUAGAAAGUUGUAAAUACUCUGAACUGGCUCGUAUGCUUGUGGAUACAUCCCAGUGUAAUGUAAUGUCUCCUUCUCUGAGGGUGGGGGGAGGUGGUCCCGUCAGGGAGAAAUACUUUUCUUCUUUGACUCGUGACAAGUUAUCGAUUAAGGUGCUGAGUUAAUUUUGUAAUAAACGGUUGACAAAGAGCAUGUAGGCCCUCUCCUCCUUACGUUCAUCAUAACAAGCUGCCACAGCAAACACAUAAGCCUGUUACUUUCCUGAUGGGUUUUCGCAGCACGGUGGUAACCCAAUUAGUUAUGCCACCCACCCCUCCAAAAAGUGUCCCUUUUCCAGAACAAAAUGCUUUGCUGGUUUAAUAUAUUCCUCUCACCUAGAUACCCUAAACAGUAACAAUGCAUCCCGGCACAAAGGCAAACCCCAAGGCAAACUUGGUGGUUCAGAGACUUUCCAUUCAAUGUUACUGUAUUGUAAAAAUAUAUAAAUAUAUAUAUAUUUUUUAUAGGCUGGGCCUGUGAUUAGUUCUGUUGUAAAACUGGUAAAUUUGCUGUGGAAGUAGAUAAAAUAAUAAUAGUAAAAUAUUG